Molecule: messenger RNA, 1949 nt
Organism: Hyaloscypha bicolor E
Lineage: Eukaryota; Fungi; Ascomycota; Leotiomycetes; Helotiales; Hyaloscyphaceae
Product: carbohydrate-binding module family 13 protein
Exons: 3
Coding region: 153-1949 (598 amino acids)
Biological process (GO): carbohydrate metabolic process
Molecular function (GO): hydrolase activity, hydrolyzing O-glycosyl compounds
Source: RefSeq, a predicted model, not a curated record
UCCGUCCCAGGAUGGCAAGCGUUACUCUUAACUUGAUCGUGGUCCACUAAGCUGGAAGCAGAUUGAUCGUGCGUCGUAACGUUUCAGUCAUGUGCAGCAUCACGUUUUUGGGGUCCUUCUGCUAGGUACUGGGCGGGGAAUCGCCCUUCCGGAUGAGCCCAUCAGUGGGAUACUGCAGCUAUGGUCGUCACCAAGUUGCAUUGAACUGCGAGUUUGUUGAUGAUCGGUAUGGCUCUUAUCUGGUAUAUCAAGACGAUCCAACGCCAUGGAAAGAGCUCGGGAAAGACGUCGAGGUGGAUGCUUCGAGCACUCUCAAUCCAGCCCUUGACAGCUUCCUCUUCAGCAUCACCAACUGCUUUGAGUGGACCGCAAAUAUGCUUCGAAACGGACUAAAGUAUCUGCUCUCUGGGGCGGCUGUACCUCAUGUGCUCUCCUCUGUCCUUCAGCCAACCCCACCGAUGGGAUUCAACGACUGGUCCGCUCUCAUGUGCGGACUCAAUGAGUCUGUAUUCGUGGAGACAGCCCAUGCUAUGCUGAACAGCGGACUCUUGGCUGCUGGAUACAAUCGAAUCAACCUCGAUGACUGCUGGAGCACCAUGGACAGGGCAGCCAAUGGCUCCAUGCAAUGGGACACAGAGAAAUUCCCACAUGGCUUGCCUUGGUUGACCACCUAUCUCAAGAAACUCGGCUUCGAACCCGGAAUUUACACCGAUGCAGGCAAUCUGAGUUGCGGAGGGUACCGGGUGCCUACGGCUACGAAGAACUCGACGCUCAAACCUUCGCCUCUUGGGGCUUCACUUACCUCAAGCUCGACGGCUAAAGCCGUCUACGGGAAAUGGCACUCGAUCUUGUCAAAAAUGUCUCCUCCCAUGGUGUUCUCGGAAUCCGCACCAGCAUAUUUCGCCGAAGCAGCAAACCUGACAGACUGGUACGACGUUAUGUCAUGGGUGCCAAAGUUCGGGCAGCUAGCUCGACAUUCAAGGGACACAUUAGUCUUCAACAGCACGCUCUACUGGCCGGACAUCACGGGCUGGGAUAGCGUGAUGUUCAAUUAUGGACAAGAAGUGCGACUUGCACGCUUCCAGAAACCGGGAUAUUUCAAUGAUCCAGACUUCUUAAAUGUGGAUCAUUUCGACUACACUCUCGAGGAGAAGAAGUCUCAUUUUGCUAUCUGGGCUUCGUUGUCUGCACCGCUGAUAAUCAGUGCCUGGAUCCCGGAUUUCACCGCUGAGGAGAUUGAGUAUCUGACGAACAAGGAUAUCAUAGCCGUUGAUCAAGACCCGUUGGCGCUGCAAGCUACGCUCGCCAGCCAGGAUGGAACUUUUGAUGUCUUGACUAAGAAUUUGGCGAAUAGAGAUAGACUGCUUACAGUCAUCAAUAGGGGGGACAAAACAGCAAACUUCAGUGUCUCGUUCUCGAGAAUCGGAAUUGAUUCGUUCCCAGGGGUGAGGGUCAAAGAUCUGUGGACAGGUGGCACAAACUAUGCCAGGAAACAGGUAACAGCAACAAAUAUCCCUUCUCAUGGAACUGCGGUUUUGCGACUUUCUCCUCUCGGAGGAGGGGAGUGUGAAGUUAUUCCCACGGGAAUGAUCUUUAACACAUUCUCUCUCACCACUCUUACCACAAUCCAUGGGAGAGUUUCAUGGUCCAAUUCAACUGGGGCAGAUGGACAGGUAUGGCAAACGAGAGAAGAUGGAACGAUUAGAAGUAUCGUGGAUAAGAAGCUUUGCUUGACCGAGUUGAGCGGAGGCAAAAUAGUGUUGGAGAAGUGUGUGGAGAACGAGAGCCAGAAGUGGGAUUACUAUUAUUCGGGAAAUUUGCUGAGUCGGCGUUCAUAUAAUUGUCUUACGGAGGUAACGAAUGAGGCAGUCAUAACGUCCGACUGCAUGUACGAGGAUAACACCCAGGUAUUUGGUCUCCCAAGCGGGGUGGAGAUAUUGGAGGGCUAG